Molecule: messenger RNA, 1458 nt
Organism: Triticum urartu
Lineage: Eukaryota; Viridiplantae; Streptophyta; Magnoliopsida; Poales; Poaceae
Product: patatin-like protein 2
Biological process (GO): lipid metabolic process
Molecular function (GO): glycerophospholipase activity; monoacylglycerol lipase activity
Source: RefSeq, a predicted model, not a curated record
CUUUGUAAUAAAUCCUUGAUCUCCCACCUUCUGUUCAAAACGUUUGUCAUUUGAGCCUGGCCUCGUGUUAGCAAACUCCAAAUUGAUGGCAGGAGGUAGUUCUGCUGCAGCAGGUGACGAAGCAAAGGUGGUAACCAUCUUGAGCAUCGACGGCGGCGGCGUGAGAGGGAUCAUCCCGGCCAUCGUCCUUGCCUUCCUUGAAAAGGAGCUCCAGAAACUGGACGGGCCGGAUGCUAGGAUCGCGGACUACUUCGAUGUCGUCGCCGGCACGAGCACGGGUGGCCUCUUGACGGUGAUGCUUGCGGCACCGGACAAGGAUGGGCGGCCGCUGUUCGACGCCAAGGAUCUAGCGCAGUUCUACAUCGACGAGUCGCCCAAGAUCUUCCCACAGAACUGCAGGGGCUCCAUCUUCUCCAAGAUCGGCUCGGCUCUGGCUCUGGCGACAGGGCCCAAGUACGACGGCAAGUACCUCCAUUCGCUGCUCCAUCGGCACCUCGGUGACACCAAGCUGGACGGGGCUCUGACCCAUGUGGUCAUCCCGGCAUUCGAUAUCGCGUACCUGCAACCCACCAUCUUCUCCAGCUUCCAGUUGGAGAACCAGCCCGCCAAGAACGCGCUCCUGUCGGACAUCGCCAUCGGCACCUCCGCCGCACCUACCUUCUUCCCGGCGCACUACUUCGAGACCAACGAUGGCAAGGGCGGCACGAGGGCCUUCAACCUCAUCGACGGCGCCGUGGCCGCCAACAACCCUACUCUAUUAGCGAUGAACCAGGUGGCGGAGCACAUGGUCCUCGCCGGGCAGCAGCCGGCGGGAAAGUCAUACAUAGUCAUCUCCAUCGGCUGUGGGACAUCAUCGCUCCCAAAACUCAAGUACAGCGCCAAGGAUGCCGCCAAGUGGGGCAUCUUGAGCUGGCUCAUCAAGGACGGCUCCGUACCCAUCCUCGACAUGUUCAACGCCGGCAGCGCCGACAUGGUCGACUUCCACCUCUCCGUCCUCUCCGCCGUCCUCGGCACCUCCCACCAAUACCUGCGCAUCCAGUAUGAUAAACUGAGCGGGAGUGCGGGUUCGAUCGACGACUCCUCCAAAGCCAACUUGGAUAGGUUGGUGAAGAUUGGUGAAGAGCUGCUCAGCGAGAAGGUGUCCGGGGUGGACCUGGAGACCGGCCGGAAUGUGGAGGUGCCCGGCGGGGGCACCAACGCGGAGGAGCUAGCUAAGUAUGCAAAGCAGCUCUCCGACGAGCGGCGCAGACGCCGCAACAAUUAAUAUGUGCCUGCUCGAACCAAACUAGCAAUUGCAUGCUAGUUAAUGUGUGUGUUUAAGUUCACUUUUACGUUUAGUUUGGGAGUUCAAUCUGUUUGAUUUAUGUCGUUCGUAAAUUCUAUGGUGCUGUUGUAAUAGUCCUGUGCAAAAAUCAUUGGCACAAAUAAUAUUAUGAUAUUAAUAUGUGGUUUAUGUGA